AUGGAUAUGGACGAGCUCAAUCAUCCUGCUAUUAACAUAUGGACGUUCUUCGCCUUGGCUGUGCUAGACAUUGCAGUAAACGCUGCCGCCGGUCCAGCUGCAGUGGCGACCGCCGCGCAUGUCAAUGGGAGCCCACUGACAGCGAGAGCACUACAACUCGGUGCGCUCGCUGGAGUCACUAAAUCAGGGGUGUUAGCAUUUAUCGAAUUCGCAGGGUACGCGGGCUUGCCAACGCCCGCGUGGAUACUGUUGGCUCUGGUGGCAAGUGGCUUUGGAACUUGUGUCCUGGUCACGGCGGAGAUUAGCAAUUUGGUUCUUGGAGAAACACCAAGCGCAUUGCUUAUUGCGGCUGUUGUCGCUGCUAUUCCCCUCUCGGGAGAAUGUAUGGGGAUAUAUCAAUCGGCUGGGGGGCUAUAUGGUGGCAAACCUCAGACACAACUUUGUGUUAUGGGGUUCAAUGCCUUGGGAGGAUACGUCUUUGCUCGUAUGGCACAUAACGGAGGCUACGAUGUCUGCCCUUACAGUGUUGCUGCCGCAGCUGGGGCUGUUUACGGUGUCAUCACCGGCUUCUUCCAUGUCAUCCUUGGUUGUCUAGCCGGAUUCACCCACUAUGAAAGCACAAAUGGGGAAUAUGAGAUACGGAAUGUAUUUGGGGUUGCGCGAGGGUAUAAUCCCAAUUGGGCACGAAAUGUCGGGCAUGGAGUCUGA
Messenger RNA from Penicillium roqueforti, 708 nucleotides. RefSeq lists its product as uncharacterized. The transcript is spliced from 5 exons. Lineage: Eukaryota; Fungi; Ascomycota; Eurotiomycetes; Eurotiales; Aspergillaceae. The record is from RefSeq and is a predicted model, not a curated record. Bases 1 to 708 code for a protein of 235 amino acids.